AUGCAGUCACAGGUCCAACGGGCCAAGAGGGAGGAGGAGGAGAGGCAGAAAACACAGGCUUUGGAACGGGAGUUCAAGUGGAAACACUGGGGACUGCUCGGCGUGUUAGGCUGGGUAUUAUGUGUACACGUUGUUGGCAUAUUUUUCUUUACCAAGGGGUUUCUUUUGACUCGAAUGGUUCUGGACAACAAAUCUAGCUGUGACGUCCUUCCUUUCGACGAGGUUUCGCAACACCGGGAAGGAUGUUGGCAUCCGAAAUCGUUCGACAAGGCGAUUGUCAUCAUCAUCGAUGCCUUGCGGUAUGACUUCACGGUCCCCUUUGCACCAACCACUGAGAGUGCCACGGCGCAUCUGUUCCACGAUAAUAUCCCCGUCUUCCAUGAAACGGCUGUCGAAACCCCUCAGAAUGCCUUUUUGCUCCCUUUCAUUGCGGAUCCGCCAACUACUACGCUCCAGCGACUCAAAGGGCUGACCACGGGUACCUUGCCCACUUUCAUGGACGCGGGAUCCAAUUUCGCCGGCACAGCAAUCGAUGAAGACAACCUGGUGGCCCAGUUGACCGCGGCGGGAAAGACCUUGGUUCAUCUGGGCGAUGACACUUGGCAUGCCUUGUUCCCGGGCUACUUCGAGCCAAACCUCACCCAUGCAUUUGACUCGUUCAAUGUUUGGGACCUGCACACGGUCGAUAACGGAGUGAACGAGCAUUUGUUUCCCCUUCUCCAUCCGGCCAAUGGCACCAAGUGGGACGUGAUCUUCGGCCAUUAUCUGGGUGUUGACCAUGCCGGCCAUCGUUACGGACCAAACCACGCCGCCAUGGCUGCCAAACUGAGGCAAAUGGAUCAGGUCAUCCGUGACAUGAUUGCUGCUCUUGACGACAAGACCCUCUUGGUCGUCAUGGGAGAUCAUGGAAUGGACACCAAGGGUGACCAUGGCGGUGAAUCGGAUGACGAAGUCGAAGCAGCCCUGUGGAUGUAUUCGAAAAAGAAAAUCUUCGGCCGUACCGACCCAGCCCAUGUCUUCCCCCCCGCUAACGCCAAGGAGCGAGCUAUCCCCCAGAUCGAUCUCGUGCCGACGCUCUCUCUCCUGCUUGGCAUGCCUAUUCCGUUCAAUAAUUUGGGUUCGCCCAUCGCCGAGGCUUUCGUCGGACCCGCCGGUCGUGACUUCAAGACGUUGGUCAAUGUCAACCGCCUGACUUCAGCCCAGAUCAAACGGUACCAGCAUGAAUACUCUCGCGUGAGUGGCGGAUCUGAUGAUCAUGUCUCCCAAUCACUUGCUCUCUGGGAAACGGCGGAAAGCGACUGGCAGAAGCUUCCCAGGAAAACCAAAUCUGAUUCUGUAGCUUUGCGCGCUCUUUAUGAUCUGUACCGGAUUUACCAGCGGGAUACCCUCCGAGUCUGCCGAGGCCUGUGGGCGAGUUUCGAUGUCCCCAGCAUGUUGCAGGGAAUUUCCAUCCUUGUGGCCGGGAUCAUUGUGCUGGUCUUCUACGCUCGCGGCCUCAAGAGCGACACGAGGUCUCAGCUGAGUUCGUCUUUCCUACUGCGUGCUGGUGCAGGAUCAGUGCUGGGAGGUAUCGGCAGUACCGUUCUUGUCUUCACCGAGUUUCUGGACGGCCCCGUCCUCGAGACAUCGGCUUUGUUUGCCGCGGGGGGUAGCAUCAUCGGGGCUGCGUCUGCCAUAUUUGGGCGUCCGACAGGGUUGUCCUCCCCGUUUCCUACCUCGCUGUGGGGCUGGCUUGCCCUCUUCUUCACGGUCUCCCAGUCUAUUGGCUUUGCCUCCAACUCCUACACGAUCUGGGAAGACGAAAUCCUCCUUUUCUUCCUUACCACGUUUGGGGUCGUGGCCGGCAUCUCUUCGAUGCGGCAGAAGACCACCUCUGACAGAGUCUUGGGUGUCUAUCACUCGAUCCUCUUCAUCAUCCUUGGACGACUGGCCUCCUUCUCCCGACUGUGCCGGGAAGAGCAGAUGCCCUUCUGCCGUUCUACCUACUACGCUUCCUCGACCUCAUCCACCUCGGCGCCAUGGCAGCUGGUCAUCCCUGUUGUCGUCGCGCUCUUCCUUCCCGGGGUGGUGCGGUCAUUCUAUGACGGUUCGAAAUCGUACGAGGGCGCCUCGAGUCUCUGGAUCGGCUUUGCCUUCCGGCUGGGGCUGUUUGUGGCAUCUCUGUUCUGGAUGCUCGACUCUGCUGACGAUGGAGAAUGGCUGCCUCUGGGCAAGGACACGCUCAAGGCUGUGCGCGUGUUCCUCGCCCAGCUUGUCCUGGCACUGGCCUUUGCCGCCGGCACCACCGCCUUCAUCUACUCCAAACCGUGCGUCACCAUCAGCGUGAACCCCGCCGGGGGGCCCGAGAGUUCCCCGCUGCAGCAAGCCGGACGGACAACAGUGACGAUUCUCGGAUUCGGCAACGUCUACGGAACGCGCUUCUUCUUCCUUGUCAUCAACUUCUGCCUCGGGAUCAUCUUGAUGCAGAAACCCAUGGGACAGGGCGCCAUUGGUCUGCAGCUGUGGCAGAUGCUGUCCCUGCUGGAGAUCCUCGACACAAAUUCGCUGACCACCACCAACUCGGCCAUUGGCCCCGUGGUCCUAGGUCUCCUAGGCUCCUUCUACUACUUCAAGACCGGCCACCAGGCCGUCCUGAGUAGCAUCCAGUGGGAGUCGGCAUUCAUCCCGCUUUCCACCGUCAAAUACCCUUGGUCCCCGUUGCUCGUCGUUUUGAACACCUUUGGCGCCCAGAUCCUAGCUGCUGUUGCCGUGCCUUUGACGGCCCUCUGGAAACGGCCCUUCCAGCUAAACAACCCAUCCUCCUCCUCCUCCCCAUCUUCACCGGCUGCUCAGCAACCCAGCCCCACCAUCAAACUUCUGUCCGACGUCGCCCAAGCCGCCACAACACAUAUCCUCUACUUUGCGACAGUCAACCUCGCUACAACCAUGUGGGCAGGCCAUCUCCGUCGUCACCUCAUGCUGUACCGCAUCUUUAACCCGCGUUUCAUGAUGGGCGCGGCCGCCCUGGGAAUCGUCGACCUGGUCGUCAUGAUCGUCGCUGUCGGCGGCGUGCGCUUUACAACCCUCAGCGUCGGCGAGAUAUUUGGCUGGUAG
Penicilliopsis zonata CBS 506.65 is the source of this 3093-nucleotide messenger RNA. RefSeq lists its product as hypothetical. Gene Ontology annotation, cellular component: endoplasmic reticulum membrane. Lineage: Eukaryota; Fungi; Ascomycota; Eurotiomycetes; Eurotiales; Aspergillaceae. The record is from RefSeq and is a predicted model, not a curated record. The coding region runs from base 1 to 3093 and encodes 1030 amino acids. Gene Ontology annotation, molecular function: mannose-ethanolamine phosphotransferase activity. Gene Ontology annotation, biological process: GPI anchor biosynthetic process. The transcript has a single exon.